Messenger RNA from Helianthus annuus (common sunflower), 1125 nucleotides. RefSeq lists its product as uncharacterized. The record is from RefSeq and is a predicted model, not a curated record. Bases 39 to 644 code for a protein of 201 amino acids. Lineage: Eukaryota; Viridiplantae; Streptophyta; Magnoliopsida; Asterales; Asteraceae. The transcript has 2 exons. Gene Ontology annotation, molecular function: protein binding.
CCUUCAUUCAAUAAUCAAAUCACCAACACAUUCAUUUCAUGGCAAAUAUGCACCAACCCAUUGAUUGGUUUUCUUUGCUUUCAAAAACCAGGCUUGAAUCCUCACUUAUUUACAAAUAUGGGAUGGCGUUCUCUCGAAACGAGCUCGAAGAAGAUGAUAUAACAUACUUCAACCAUGAGUUACUUCAAAGCAUGGGGAUCUCUAUAGCCAAACACAGGUUAGAGAUACUCAAGCUUGCUAGGAAACAAAAACGGCCAAACGGUUCACACCCCAUCUCAAAGCUCGUGAUCGCCAUCAAGAAAACCAAGAGGACCUUGGCUAGUCACAUCCGGACAUGGGUGCAUCGCGAUGAUUCAGCUUUGGUCCUGGUUCAUGACACUUAUGGUUCAAGAUGGAAAGGUAAUAUGUUAAGGAGAAACAAGACAUUUGUGACCUUUGAACAAUCUACACCUACUCUUUUACUCACUAAUGGCUAUCAUAAGUCCUUUUCGAGCCCAUUGGUUUAUCGAUGUGAUCAAGAGAAGAAAGAGUGCGGUUAUGGUGACCAUCAUGCAAGUUUAGAUGAAGGCAGCGGUCGCUGGUUCGAUGGGGGUGUUGAAGAGAUUAAAUGGGACACCAUGUUUCAGAAUUUGAAACCAACUUGACUGAAAGUCUUUAUGGAGUAUAUGUUACGGUGAACUUGAGUCAAGUCAAACCCAUGCUAUGAAAUUUCUAUGUUUUGAUUGUUUGGUCACAAUUCCACUGGGCCAAAGGUGGUGGUAGCCGGUACGGUUGGCAACUUAUUAGUCAUGGGUCCUUUUAACAAUCAAUUGUUACAUGGAGUUUUGUCAUGAACACAAAAGUUUGUGUGUUUUGUAGUGUUCUUGUGUUGAAAACCGAAGUAAAUCGGUCAGUUUAACCGGUUUAAAAUUUAGGAAAAAUUACAAGUUUUGUCCUUUAUCUUAAUACCACUUAUUAGGCGGUGUCCUUUUUAACGAAUUUUGAGAAGUUUUGCCCUUUACAAGGAAUUUUGUUGCAUGUUUUGUUCUUUAGGCUUAACUCAGUUAGAUUUUCUUGUUAGAUCUUGUCACCCAAGGGUAUUUUAGUCUUUUUACCCAUUUAUUUAAUAUUAUUUAAAAGAAUAAA